Messenger RNA from Budorcas taxicolor (takin), 1235 nucleotides. RefSeq names its product hes related family bHLH transcription factor with YRPW motif 2 (gene HEY2). NCBI's taxonomy places the organism in Eukaryota, Metazoa, Chordata, Mammalia, Artiodactyla, Bovidae. Gene Ontology annotation, cellular component: nucleus. Bases 1 to 1014 code for a protein of 337 amino acids. The record is from RefSeq and is a predicted model, not a curated record. The transcript is spliced from 5 exons. Gene Ontology annotation, molecular function: protein dimerization activity; RNA polymerase II cis-regulatory region sequence-specific DNA binding; DNA-binding transcription factor activity, RNA polymerase II-specific. Gene Ontology annotation, biological process: Notch signaling pathway; circulatory system development; regulation of neurogenesis.
AUGAAGCGCCCUUGCGAGGAAACGACCUCUGAGAGCGACAUGGACGAGACCAUCGACGUGGGGAGCGAGAACAAUUACUCGGGGCAAAGUACUAGCUCUGUGAUUAGGUCGAAUUCGCCAACAACAACAUCUCAGAUUAUGGCGAGAAAGAAAAGGAGAGGGAUAAUAGAGAAAAGGCGUCGAGAUCGGAUAAAUAACAGUUUAUCUGAGUUGAGACGACUGGUGCCAACUGCUUUUGAAAAACAAGGAUCUGCAAAGUUAGAAAAAGCUGAAAUACUUCAAAUGACAGUAGAUCACUUAAAGAUGCUGCAGGCAACUGGGGGUAAAGGCUACUUUGACGCACACGCCCUUGCCAUGGACUUCAUGAGCAUUGGAUUCCGGGAGUGCUUAACCGAAGUGGCGAGGUACCUGAGCUCGGUGGAAGGCCUGGACUCCUCCGACCCGCUGCGCGUGCGCCUGGUCUCGCAUCUCAGCUCGUGCGCCUCGCAGCGGGAGGCGGCGGCCAUGACCUCCUCCCUGGCCCACCACCAUCACCCCCUGCAUCCGCACCACUGGGCGGCGGCCUUCCACCACCUCCCGGCAGCCCUGCUCCAACCCAACGGCCUCCACGCCUCGGAGUCCACGCCCUGUCGCCUGUCCACCACGUCGGAAGUGCCUCCUGCCCACGGCUCCGCCCUCCUCACCGCCACGUUCGCCCACGCGGAUUCCGCCCUGCGGAUGCCCGCGACGGGCAGCGUCGCCCCCUGCGUGCCGCCUCUCUCCACGUCUCUGCUGUCCCUCUCCGCCACCGUCCACGCGGCCGCGGCAGCGGCCACCGCAGCUGCGCACAGCUUCCCUCUGUCCUUCGCUGGGGCGUUCCCCAUGCUUCCCCCAAACGCAGCUGCCGCCGUGGCAGCUGCCACAGCCAUCAGCCCGCCCUUGUCGGUAUCAGCCACGUCCAGCCCUCAGCAGACAGGCAGUGGAACAAACAGUAAACCUUAUCGACCCUGGGGCACAGAAGUAGGAGCUUUUUAAGGUUUCACGGAACUCCUCGCAGUAGCAACUGAAUGUCCUUCAUUUCCGAGUCAGCUUAAAACCUCUGCAACCGUGGAAGUAGCCAUAGAGAUGUCUGCAGACCCGCAAAGGAACAGUAAAGCUGUUUGAGACACAAACCUCACAAGUGGAAAUGUGGUAUUAUCUUUGUUUCCUCUGUUUUGGUUUAAGGCGAUUUGUAACUUGACAUCAGCAACUUUUGA